Messenger RNA from Hansenula ciferrii, 1074 nucleotides. Its product is annotated as alpha/beta hydrolase. The transcript has a single exon. The record is from RefSeq and is a predicted model, not a curated record. Lineage: Eukaryota; Fungi; Ascomycota; Saccharomycetes; Phaffomycetales; Wickerhamomycetaceae. The coding region runs from base 1 to 1074 and encodes 357 amino acids.
AUGUCAAAACCAUAUGAUAAGUAUGUGAAAGUGGUGGAAGCUGAAUUCCCAAGAAUGACACUGCAUUCAACUAUACCUAGUGGUGCUUCAUUAGCUGUUGUGUUUGAUCAUUAUAGAUUAAAAAGAGAUAGAAAGAGUAAUCAUAGAAGAGCUGUUAAUUUAUUCUUUAUGGCUGGUACUGGGAUGACUAAAGCUAUAUGGCAAUAUCAUAUCAAGAGAUUAUUCCAAUACUCGGAAGAUAAUGAAGAUUCUUUAUCAUGGCAAUUAGUUAACGCUGUAGCUAUUGAUUUGGUUAGUCAUGGUGAAAGUGCAGUUGAAAAUAAUGGUAGAUUAGGUUAUGCUGCUGAUUGGAGAGAAGGUGCUCAUGAUUUGAUUCAAGUGGCUAAAAGUCUAAGGUUACAAGGUAGUAAUGUUGUUAUUGGUCAUUCUAUGGGUGGGUAUCAAUCUCUUUAUGCUUGUACUUUGGCUCCAUUGAUGUUUGAACAUGCUAUAAUUAUUGAACCUGUGAUUUAUGGUGAUGAUUCAUAUACUGCUAAAAUGGAAAAGAUGAAUCGUUCUUUAAAUAAGAUUAUUAAAACAGAAUUCCCUAGUGAAAAUGAAUUUGAUUCUUAUUUUAGAAAAAAAAGUAUAUUUAAAAAUUUUAAUAAAGAAAUUCUUGAUGAUUUUUUAGAAUCUGAGAAAAUUAUUAAAAAAGAUGGUUCAACUUAUGCUAAAACUUCAAAAGAACAUCAAAUGAUUUGUUACCUAUGUGGAGGCCCUGCAAUUAAGAUAUGGAAAGAAGUUUUAUCAAAUGUUAACGUACCAGUGAUUCAUGUAAUGGGGAAACAAUCAACUUGGACACCAGAAGGAAGUUCAGAAAAAAUAAGAAAUCAAUUGAAAUAUGUUAAACCUUUGGAUAUAGAUGGUGGUCAUUUAUUAAAUUGUGAAGCACCUGGUAGUAUUAUUAAAGUUAUUCUUGAUAGUUUGAAUAAUAAUGUUGAUGGUCAAAAUGGUAAUAUUGAUCAAGAUUUAGGGAAACCUUAUCGUGAACUUUUUGAAGAGAAUUAUAAAAAACUAUAUUCUUCAAGAUUAUGA